UGUUGCCUGGCGUGUUUACUGCAGCUACGUGGACAAGGGCGGACAAUGGGAAGGAACCACCUUUUCCCUGUAUCAGUUUCGUUUUCACAGAAAAAGUGACACUGAUAGGCAUUGCGUACCUCGCAUUGACGAGACUGCCUUGGCAUAGUCUACAGACCAUAUCCACGCCAACGCUUUCCUCAAUACAGAAAGCAUCUGUCUCUGUCCAUACAUUUAAGAGUGCUGGCAACACCUGCCGCUCUCCUUUUUGCUCUAUGUACGAUCUUUAAAAAUACGAACGCUGAAGUAGCCUAAUGGAACUUUGAACAAGCUGAAGCUAUGAACUCGCCACAUUCAAUCAUUACUAUUCUGGCCAUGGGUUUUAGUUGUCUCACUAUCAGCUCUGGUCUGGGCUUAGCCUCUCCGAAGAAGACCACCUGUCAUGUUCGUCAUGAAAAGGCUGACUGCAGCCGCCUUCUCCUCAAGGAGAUCCCACCAGACCUCCCUCGAAACAUCACCAGCCUGGACAUGUCCCACAACCGCAUGGUGGGCCUCUCCCCUGCCUCUCUGUACCCAUACCCAGGCCUCAUUCAUCUGGACGUGGGCUUCAACAGUCUCACCCGGUUGGAGGCCGGAGUCUGCCAGACUCUGUGCCAUCUCCGGAGCUUGGACUUGCAGCACAACGAGGUUCAUCUGCUCACAGAGAAGGAUCUAAGUUGCUGUGCCAAUCUGACGCAACUGAACUUGGCUUGGAACAGACUGAAGUUGCAGGGGGAGCCCUUCGCUGCUCUACAGAGCCUGACUCAGCUUGAUGUGUCCAAAAACGGACUUGAGUCUGCCAAGUUAGGCUCCCAGCACCAACUUCCCAACCUAGUGUCUCUCAUUCUUUCAAACAACACGAUAUCCAUACUGAAAAAGGAUGACUUCUCCUUUCUCAGCUCCUCCUCGUCCUUUAGAGUCCUCGACCUGUCACAUCUGUCUCUUCUGAAAAUGAUUGAGCCUGGUAGCUUAGCGCCCAUAAAGACCAUAGAAGAACUAAUCAUGGAGAGUAAACAACUAACCCAGCAGCUCAUGUCCCAACUCUGCAUGGAGCUGUCUGGGACUGCCAUUCAUAAUCUGUUCCUUCAGAACACAGGGGUCAUACUAACAAACACAACCUUUAAGGCCUUGGAGAAGACCAACCUGACCUUUUUAGAUCUGUCCCACAAUAACCUGACAACAUUAGAAAAUAGUCCCUUUCAGUGGCUGACUAAGCUGAAGACUCUGAUUCUGGAACAGAACAACUUAAAAAACCUGAACAAAGAAACAUUCCAAGGACUGGGCAACCUUACACUGCUCAACCUGAGGAGGGCGCUAGUAAAGAGCAAGAAGUCCCACACCCCUGCAAUCAAGGAUUUCUCCUUCCAGCCACUCGGGGCGCUGGAGAGUCUGAUCAUGGAGAACACAGUAUUUCAAGAGAUCACAGAGAACACUUUUACAGGUCUUAACAAUCUACGCAACCUGAACCUGGGAUUUGCCAUCUGUGUGUCCCUUAAGAAAAUCAACAACCUGACCCUGGUUUCGCUUAUCAACUCCCCUGUCCAGACUCUUAAUCUGACGGGAACAUCCAUCAACCACCUGGGCCCUGGGGCCUUCUCCAGCCUGAGAAACCUCACCAGCCUCCUGCUAGCCUUCAACUUCAUCGCUCAAACUUUGAACGGGACAGAGUUUCAAGGACUGGACCAGUUGCAGGAGCUCAAACUCUUUAACAACCAGCAGAAGAUCAAACUAAGCCCCACAUCCUUUACUGGUGUGCCCAGGCUCAAGUCCCUGUUUUUGGGCAAGGCUUUAAGUAGUCCCCAGGAUAUGAAUCCCUCUCCGUUCAAGCCAUUGUCCAACCUCACCCUUCUGGAUCUCAGCAACAACAACAUUGCCAACAUCAAUGCAAGUCUCCUUAAGGGACUGGAUAAUCUAAAAGUCCUAAAGCUGCAGCACAACAAUUUGGCUCGAGUAUGGAAGGCUGCCAACCCAGGAGGGCCGGUUCUGUUCCUCGAGGGGCUAAGUAGCUUGACCGUCCUGGAGAUGGACAUCACAGGACUGGACGAGAUUCCUAGAGAGGGUCUUCGGGGCUUGACUAACCUUCGUGAGCUCAGCCUCAGCGGUAAUGUCCUUAACUACCUGGAGGACUCGAUCUUUGAUGAUUUGAGAUCCCUACAGGUUUUGCGCCUCCAGAAGAACUUGAUCACUUCUGUGCGGAAGGAAGUGUUCAGCAAGGCUUUUGCCAACCUCAGCCUAUUGGUCAUCGACACGAACCCUUUUGACUGCACCUGUGAGAGCAUUUUGUGGUUUGUGAACUGGCUAAACACAACCAACGCCAGUGUGCUGGGCCGUGAUGAGUACACAUGUAACACGCCCUCAGCCUACUUCAACCACUCGGUCAUGAAGUUCGACCCGCAGUCCUGUAAAGACAUGACCCCAUUCUAUACCCUCUAUGUACUAAGCAGCACCACUGUUCUAACCUUCAUGGUCACCGCAUUUUUGUUUCGGUUCCAUGGAUGGAGAAUUCAGUUCUACUGGAAUAUUCUGGUCAACAAGACCUUAGGUUUAAGUGACACCAAACGUGUUAAGGGGAGAAAUUACGAAUAUGACGCCUAUGUUGUUUAUGCAGAAGCAGAUGAGAAGUGGGUAACCACAAGGCUGCUUCCUCUAGAAGAAGAGGAGUAUAGGUUUUUCCUGGAAAACCGUGACUCUGUGCCUGGUGGUCCACGCCUACAGUCUAUUGUGGAUGAUAUGAAAAAUUCCCAAAAAAUUAUAUUUGUUGUCACUGAAAGUCUUUUCAGAGACCCACUGUGCAGACGCUUCAAAGUCCACCAUGCCCUUCACCAAGUCAUUGAGAAAGGCAGGGACCGCCUGGUGCUCAUCCUCCUUCAGGACGUGCAGGACUACAGGUUGUCCCAAGCACUGCUCCUGCGCAGGGGCAUGCUGAGGCCACGCUGCAUCCUCCACUGGCCCAUGGAGAGGGAACAGAUCCCCGCCUUUCACCAGAAGCUUCGCAUAGCACUGGGCAUUGUCAAUAGAGGGCAGAAGGUUUAGUUGUGGCUGUGGGUUCGGUUACUUGAGUAGGCUAAAGCUACAAAGUGAAUGGCUUUAGUCAAUGGGCAUUUGAGGGAAGAAGUUCUCAUAUGUAAUUGUUUAUUCUGUGUCUGGGAUUAUUACAGAAAUGCACUUACUGUGAAACACUUGAACUCUGUGUACUGUAUAUACUGCUGCAUGUUGGGAUAUUGUAGCUUUUAAACUAUGGCUGGUAGCUCCCGUUAAAUUACAAUAUGAAUAUUCUGGAAUGGCUUGUAAACUGUAGGUACUCACUUGCUAAUUCAAUCUCAACAGUUUAUAUGGUUGGCUAGAAAAGUGAAUUAUUUCCUAUAAUUAUCUAUUAAUACAAUAGGCUUGAUGACUAAAUAUUGCUUCUAAUGAUUUCUUUAAAUAUUAUAACACAUAAAACAAACUCAUUUCGAGUCCAGGAAGCGAUCCUAACAAAAUAGUGUGUGAAUAUUGCAGAUUAUUUAAAAAUGAGUUGUUAUAGUUGUUGUGUGAUUGCAACAUCUAGUGGUUUUUCAAACCAACUGCAGCUAUUGUUACGCUCAAGGAACCCAAGGUUUUUGUGAACUUUUGUCUGAAGUGUUUUCACUGGUUUCUAUUUUAGCUUCAGUUUCUGAAGUUGUCAUUCAAUUAGGGUGACAUAACAAUUUGAACCAGCACACAUCUGGUUCAAAUUGUUAUCUCUUCGUGAUCCACAAUUACAUGGUUUGCUUGAUGUGGUGAUUGGUGGUGGUGCAUACCAAAGUCCUUUAUUUAGUAUUCAGCUAGUUUGUCUUUUUUUUAGCCCUCCAGUCAGAAGAUAUAAAACAAACCACAAUUUAAUACUAAAUUCAACUUUAAUUAAGAAUUUGUGGUUCUCAUCUUGAGAAAAUUAUGACAGAUAUUAAUCAACUGUUAGGGGGAACAUUAUUACAGUUUUCUGGUGUAAUUUUGAGUCUCUGGCCCUCUUUACCUACCAAUACUUCAGCAGCUCUCUAAUGGUACCAUCUAAAACUAAUACCAGGAAUAAGUCCAAGCUAUCCGCUACUGGGAAAUGCACUCUCCUUUAAAUCAAAUGCCAGUGGUAAGUUGUGGGUUUGCAUUCACAUGUAGAAAUGUAUGAUUUUUCCUUUGCACAUGAACUAUGUUUUACUUUGCCCUUAUGUUAUAGGCUAUGUAACAUAAAAUAACAGCACAUUUGGUUAAAGCAUUCUAAUGCAUUAAUUUGUUAUCACCGAAUGUCCCUGAUGACUUGUGGACUCUGCUUAGUAGGCUUUAUUCUCUUAUUUGUAUUUGUAAAUAAAGAACCAAUGCAGCCUUUUCCAAACUAAAGACAAAUAGCUUACCACCAGUAGGCUAAAUCUAGAAACAUUAAUGUUGUUCUUCCAUCUCUCAUCAAAUGACCUAUUAGGCCACAGGAUUUACUUAAAAAGUACAAACAAGCUUGACAUUGUAUCAAAUGGCAUCUUACACCUCAUAUUAAUGUUAGGAUAAAGUGGCCAAUUGCCUCCAAUCGCUAACUUUUAAACUCAAUACAUAGGGAAUGGAAAAUUGAUCACAGGUUAUUGGUUAAAUGUGUUGGAGAGAUAUAUUCUCCGAUCUUCAGAAUACAAAGCAAAUUAAAGCAAAGCUCACUGUCCAUUUUGGUUACCAAGUUAGUUGAAUCGA
Messenger RNA from Osmerus eperlanus (European smelt), 4704 nucleotides. RefSeq names its product toll-like receptor 3 (gene tlr3). Gene Ontology annotation, cellular component: plasma membrane. NCBI's taxonomy places the organism in Eukaryota, Metazoa, Chordata, Actinopteri, Osmeriformes, Osmeridae. Gene Ontology annotation, molecular function: transmembrane signaling receptor activity; protein binding. The record is from RefSeq and is a predicted model, not a curated record. The coding region runs from base 319 to 3051 and encodes 910 amino acids. Gene Ontology annotation, biological process: immune response; toll-like receptor signaling pathway; inflammatory response. The transcript has 5 exons.